AUGGCAGAGUGGAAUAAGAAUGUUAGGUUAUUGCGAACGUUAAACGAUGAUCAUGAAGGAAAAUUUGCUGCAGUUGAGGGUGAAGUUGAAGAUGGAGAUGGUGAAAAGAAAUCGGCGGUGCUUCUGUUCGAGAAAACACCUUUUCAGUUCGACGAUUUGGUUAAAUUAAUGCAAGAUGAUGAAAAGCAGUUUAAAGUCGAUUUCAUUAAUGAUGUUUAUCAUAAAUAUACCGUCGAAGCACGAUCAGCAUGCAACGAUGUCAAAUUAGCGUAUAUUUAUCCAGCAGCGCCACUACACAUAAAAAAGUAUUCUAAGAAAGAGUUUUCAUUGAUUUGCGAAACGUCACAACGUUAUGAAACUAUUGUUCGACCGUAUAUCGAAAAAAAUCAAUUAAACGCACAAUGGGUUUAUAAUAUUAUCGAUGGGAAAUCAGAACGUGAACGAAUUCUCCUGGAAAACGAUCAAUUCAUUAUUCUACCGGAUAUUAUGUGGGAUGGAAAAGCCAUAGACUCCUUACACAUCCUCGGUCUUGUCAAAUCCCAUGAUAUUCACAGUAUACGAGAUUUAAAACCCGAACAUAUUCCACUACUUGAAUCGCUACUUGCCAAGACGAAAGAAUUCCUUUCUUCGAAAUAUGGAAUUUCACCAAAGACGAUUCGAGCAUUUUUUCACUAUCCACCGACGUUUUAUCAUUUACAUGUUCAUUUCACUGCUUUACGAAACCGACUAUGCGGCUGUGAAGUUGAACGUGCACAUCUUGUUGAAGAUGUCAUCGAUCAUUUAAAAUUACAAAGUAAUUAUUAUCAAAUCAAGACAUUGUACUACAAAGUCGCAGUCAAUGAUCCAUUAUACAAAUUAUUAGAAGAAGAAGAUAAGGCAUAG
This is a messenger RNA of Adineta ricciae, 882 nucleotides long. The record is from the annotation of a GenBank genome assembly. NCBI's taxonomy places the organism in Eukaryota, Metazoa, Rotifera, Eurotatoria, Adinetida, Adinetidae.